Molecule: messenger RNA, 3479 nt
Organism: Tupaia belangeri chinensis (Chinese tree shrew)
Lineage: Eukaryota; Metazoa; Chordata; Mammalia; Scandentia; Tupaiidae
Gene: BTBD18
Product: BTB domain containing 18
Exons: 2
Coding region: 2-2140 (712 amino acids)
Biological process (GO): positive regulation of transcription elongation by RNA polymerase II
Cellular component (GO): nucleus
Molecular function (GO): protein binding
Source: RefSeq, a predicted model, not a curated record
UAUGUGCUCUCCUGCCAGUCCCAAAAUCCUGUACAGGAACCCCCGGUUUCUCCGGUUGGCUUUCCUGCAGCUUCAUCACCAGCAGCAGAGUGGGGUGUUCUGUGAUGUCCUUCUGCAGGCAGAAGGUGAGGCAGUCCCAGCACACUGCUGCAUCCUGUCAGCCUGUAGUCCUUUCUUCACAGAGCGCCUGGAGCGGGAGAGGCCAGCCCAGGGCCGGAAGGUGGUGCUGGAGCUAGGGGGCCUGAAGAUCAGGACACUUAGGAAGCUGGUAGACUUCCUAUACACCUCAGAGAUGGAAGUAUCUCGAGAAGAAGCCCAGGAUGUGCUUUCUGCUGCCCGUCAGCUCCGUGUUUCUGAGCUAGAAUCUCUUCAGCUAGAGGGAGGAAAGUUGGUAAAGGCCCCACAGGGCCGAAGACUGAACCGAGAAUGCCUACAGCCACCAAGUCCUGCACCAAUCUCUGCCAGAGUGGUAGCACCCAGCCGCCGCCCUCGAACUCCACUGCCUGUUACUCCAACUCCCUGUCCUCUUGGAGCAGUAAGACUGAAGUCCUCGGGGAAUGAAGAGAGAUCUCAGGAGAGAAGCAACCGACAGAAUGCAGAGGCCUUGUCUGGCACUCUUUUGCUGAAGAGAAAGGCCAGAGCCUACCCAAUGCCACAUGAAAAAAGCUCUUCACCAUCAAGCCACAGUCAGGGGUAUAAGGAAAACAAAAAUGACUCUACCCUUGGCUCUGCAGCACUUUCUCCACCUAGCUCCUACCCCUCCGUGGAUGAGCGACUAUUGCCCAGAAAGAUCAGGCUAAGUCGCUCAAAGCCAUCUCCUGAUGUCUGUAUCUCAAAGCCUUCCAGCAUUUUAAGUGGACCCAGCUCAGUGCCCACAGCCCCUGGCCGACGUCUUUGGCGGCAGAAAAGUGUAAGUAAAGCAGCACCAGAGGACAAGCAGAAACCAGGAACCAGUCCUUUACAAAGCACCCCAAGUCCAUCUGGUCUUGGAAAGACAGGUGGGAGCAAGAAGCGGAGUCCUGAAGUCAGGGGACCCCACUCUGACUCUGUAGAGGAGGGGCAGGUUGGGAGAGUGAAACUUCGUAAGAUUGUCAAUGGGACCUGCUGGGAGGUGGUACAAGAGCCUCCUCUCAGAAACUCUCAAGAUAGCUUUCAGCUCCCAGAAGCUAGAAGAGACUUAAAAGAGCCUCCAGAGACUCAUCUAUCCUCAGUUAAUGAGCAGGAAAUGUCAACUGCUAGAACAGAACCAUGUCAGGACUUCCCCGGGUGUUCUAGGCUACAAGACAUACUGCUCUCUGCCAGCCACUCUCCAGAUCACCCAGUGAUGAAGUCCAAGUUUGGGUCCAGUCCAGAACUGGUAGGGAAGGAACCUGUGCUGGACAUUGACUGCAGAGAGCCCUAUACAUUUGACACAGCACUGCUUGGGCAGCCCUGUGAGGCUGAGGAAUACCGAAUCACAAGUGCUGCUGCAACUAGUGAGCUAGAGGAAAUCCUGGACUUCAUGCUCUGUGGCUCAGACAUCGAGCCCCCCAUAGGAUCUCUAGAGAGUCCAGAGGCUGAGGGCUGCACAACUCCUAAUUAUCACCUGACAGAAACAGGAAAGGACUGGAUUGAAGGGGAAGAAUGGUGUUUGCCAGAUAUGGAACUCUGGCCCAAGGAGCUCACAGGAUCAGACAAGGAACCUGUUAGUGAAAACAAAGAACCAGUUGAACCUCUUAGCCCCCUUGUCAUGCCCUCUGACAUGAGUGAAGAAGUGCUUUCAGCGGGAGGCUCUUGGACUCCAAGCCUCGAAAUUACCAACUCCCAGCCACUGGAUGGUCAGGGAGACAAUCUUCUCCAUGUUGAUCCCCUUGAUUCUCCUCAAAGGUCUUAUGGUGGCCUCUCACCUCCCUGCUCAAACUGGGAGAGUGGACUAGAAGUAUCCUUAACUAUGGAUCAAGUAUUGUACCCUGUUUCAGAGACAGACAAGGAGGUAUCUGAUAACUCUAAGCAGCGGAGCCCAUUUCUUGCCAGCUCUGAAGAGGAAGAGAUUGAUGUUGGGGACUGGACAGUAGAGGGGAAGCCGGUACUCACAAAUAUUCCAUCUGUACGACCUGAUCCUUCCUCAGAAUCAGAUACAGAGGUAGAUAUACUAACAUAGUGGAGUGGGGAGGGCAGUUUGGGGCUCUGGGAGGGUGAAGAGUGUUGCCUAGCAAGUUUAUUAGCAGAGAAAACUAGUAUAUGCUCUCCCCUCUUAGGAAGAGGCAUUGUACCCCUAGCUUUUUAUAGAUUCCCCUCUUCCUUUUCCCAGGCCUUGGAAGCCAGGCAGAAGUCAAGUAGUACUAUUGGUGGAAAAUUAUGAAUGUGAGCUAUCUUAUUUUUUUGUAAUCUAUUUUCCAGAUAGCAAUAAGUGAAACAAUAAACAGUGUGGUCCCCAAUUCCAGUCUUAGGUAACAGCCAAGGCCAAGGUCUUUCAGGUCAUAGCAGUUGUGAGAAAGAAUGUCUGUGGUGGGGUUGUGUUGGAGAAAAUGUUCCAGAUGACACUGUCAAGCAGCAAUGGGCAGAGCACUAAGUGAAUGGAAGCAAUGGCACACUGUCCAGCGCCUAAAGGGUGAGGGUUGUUCUUAUUAAUUUACUAGUCUAAAAAGUAUAAAAUUCCACAGGGGCCAGAAAGAUAUACUUCUAGCAUUGUGUCUAAAAAGUGAACUGAAGAUACAGCUGGUUAAAAAAAAAAGUAUUUACUCAGAAACUAAGCAGAGUCAGGCCUGGUUAGUACUUGGAUGGGAGACCUGUGGGAAUACUAGGUGCUGUAGGCUUUAAAAAAGAAAGGAAAAGAAAGUAUUUACCUUGUUCUCUUAGUUUUACAAGUAUUUCGCAUGCUUUACCAGAAACCCUAGGUGUUCCAGGCCAGAUGACGACCUUGCAUGAUGACAAAUACAAGGACCACCAACUCCAAAAGGCUGGCUUUGUCCAUACCUUAAUAUAAGAUUAAGUUUUAUUUUAUUACUCAAAUACUUUUUUUCAACUUUUAUUAAAACAAACCAAAUCCAGUAACUUCCAAUGCCUUACUAAAGGGUUGCCUCACAACCAAACCAUUUCUGGAGGGGAAGAAACCUUGGCUUCAGGCACAUGACUGAAGUUUGGCCAUGUCCCAUCAUAAAUGUCCCUUCAACAUCACCAGGAAAAGCUGCAAAAAUGAGAAAGGAAAGAUUAUUAGGCAAGGCAUUCAGUCUAACAUAAAGAUCAAGGAAGUCACACCCAUUCCCCCCAUCUCACAAAUCCACUGGUUCACGGAUUGCACUCUUCCCCCAGAUACGGUCAAGGUCAAAUCCUGUGACUAGGAGUGACUUACUGUAGUAUGGUGUUAUUACAUGGCACUACUAACACUGAGAAUACACAAGAAACCCUCACCUCCCAAAAAGGAACAGUAUAGGGGUAAAUAUACAAAAGGAACAAAGAGUUUUGCCAGUAAGGGGGGAAAAACACUCAUAUGAAUGUAA